AAUUGCAAGACCGAAAUGGCCGGACACUCAUAUCGUGGGCAUAAGAUUUCCCACCCUGUCUCCGUCCCCACCGUUCUCCAUUCUCCAUUCUUCAACAACAACCGACCACGAUUCGUUUUCUCAAUUCGCAAUUCGCAAUUCCUGGCAAGUGGGACACAAUCGGCGUCGGAGGCAGAUGAGAUGAAGUUGUUGAGUGGAACAGACGGUGCAGGCUGUGGUGGUGGGGGGAAGACGGUGGUGGUGGGAGUGAAGUUAGACUCACACAGCAAGGAACUGCUGACGUGGGCACUCGUUAAAGUGGCGGAGACUGGUGACAAUGUCGUUGCCAUUCAUGUUCUUGAGGACCACCUUCUCGCCACCUCUGAGGGGACUUCGUCAUUGCUCUCACUCGUGAAGACAUUCGACUCUGUGCUCUCUGCCUAUGAAGGUUUCUGCAACUUGAAGCAGGUUGAUCUGAAGCUUAAGGUCUGUAGAGGCGAUUCGGUCCGAAAGCUGCUCGUUCGGGAAGCAAAAGCAUUUCAUGCGGCUACUACCAUUGUUGGAACAUCUAAAACCCACCACAGAAUUGGAUCAUCAUCGACUUCCGUUGCCAAGUACUGUGCGAGAAAAUUGUCUAAAAAUUUCUCUGUUUUUGCUGUUGAUAAUGGAAAAAUUGUGUUCAAGAGGGUCGGAACUGAUAGGACUGCAGAUCAAUUUCAAGGUAAUGGUCAGAACCGGAGCUAUGUUCAUACUAGCUUGGUUGGUGAGUCGCUGAGCAAGGAUGCAAAAGCACCUAAUGAUUCUGAACUAAAUCAAUGUCGACAUUUCGUAAGAAAAUCCUGUUCCAGGUGUGGAAAGAAAACCCUUCAGAUAAAUUGUGAGACUUGUGUUGGAGAUCCAGUUUUGCUGGACAAUUCUGGGACUAAAUUGGCAGAUGAGUUGCCAGCGGAAGGUGUUGAAGACAAUUCAUUGGCUUUGGUACCAAUCCAAAGACUAGACAUCGCUUCAAACUCUUUCAAGCUUCAAGAUUCACAGUGUUUGAAACCUGGUUGGUCGCUUAUACGUCAGGCCUUUUUGCCAAAGCGGCAACACGUGGAGAAAUCUGGGAAAAAGACAUCUGUUUUUCGAUGGGUCCUGAGACCAUUGAGCUGGCAUACUUCAUCUGUAAUCUAUCCUGAUCAGAAACAGAAUAAUUCUUGCCAUGGUGAAGAUUCUUCUUCCGUGCUGGAUGGAAUAAGUGGAGCAAUUGUGCCGUUUGAGCCGGAUGCAAUCUACUCUCCUCUAUUCCCUAACCAUGGCAAUGACCCCCUUCCUGAAGAAUUUGUGGAUUCAUGUAAGAAAUUAUCAUCCAGUUGUAGAUUGUUUAGCUACGAGGAGCUUUUGUCAGCAACAUCCAACUUCAUUCCUGAGAACAUGGUUGGUAAAGGUGGCAGUAGUUAUGUUUAUAGAGGGUGUCCUUUAGAUGGAAAGGAGUGGGCAGUGAAAAUCCUGAAGCCAUCUGGAGAUAUAUUAAAAGAGUUUGUUCAUGAGAUUGAGAUAAUCAAAUCUUUAAACCACAAGAACAUAAUCUCCCUAGUUGGAUUUUGUUUCGAGGAGAACCAUUUACUUUUAGUCUAUGAUUUUAUUUCAAGAGGAAGCUUAGAAGAGAACCUCCAUGGUAAUAAGAAGGAUGCAAAUGCAUUUGGUUGGAAGCAGAGAUAUAAUGUGGCGAUAGGUGUCGCGGAGGCACUUGAUUAUCUACACAAUGGUUGUGAAGAACCUGUAAUUCACAGGGAUGUGAAGUCUUCCAAUAUCCUUCUUUCUGAUGAUUUCGAGCCGCAGCUCUCAGAUUUUGGACUUGCUUGUUCGGCAUCAGUGUCAACCGAUAUUAGCUGCACAGAUGUGGCAGGAACAUUUGGUUACUUGGCUCCAGAAUACUUCAUGCAUGGCAAAGUGAGUGAUAAAAUUGAUGUCUAUGCAUUUGGAGUCGUAGUCCUUGAGAUUCUUUCUGGGAGAAAACCAAUCUUCAGUAAGGACCCAAAGGGCCAGGAAAGUCUGGUGAUGUGGGCAAAGCCAAUUUUGAAGAGCGGGAACGUCGCACAACUGCUAGAUCCAAGCCUGGGUAUUGCCUAUGAUCAUGAUCAAAUUGAGAGAAUGAUUUUGGCUGCUAACCUUUGUAUUAGACAUGCACCUGGCCUUCGGCCUAAUAUCAGCGUAGUUUUGAAGCUUCUGCAAGGAGAUGAAGAAGUGACAAGGUGGGCAAGACAAGUGAGUGUAUCAGAAGAUGAAGCCGUGGAUGGAGAAGCACCUUCUUGUAGCAUUCAAUCCCAUCUUAACCUUGCACUGCGAGAUUUGGAAGAUGAUUCCGUUUCUGUUAGCAGUGGCGAGCAAAGCAUCGCUUUAGAGGAUUACUUGCAAGGCAGAUGGAGCCGCUCAUCAAGCUUUAACUAGUCACGUUUUUGGACACGCAUUGUACCGUAUCAGUAGGUUCUGUUGUAAAUUCCUUUUGUGAUUGUCCAUCCAAAGUCAGUGCCUGCUGGUUGAGUCACUUGAACUAGGUCCUGGAAGAGAGGUUGUUUGCAAGAUUCGAGUCCUGACUUCCUCCUUGACCUAGUAGUUGUUGUAUGGCAGUCUGACCGCCCCUCGAGUCCUCUGAGUCUCUCUGUUAUACUUGUCGAGGCGAAUGACGAGAGAAAAUAUGGCAGGAGACUCAGAAUAACGCAUAAUAACCGCAGUUUUCCAUAUGGUGUAUAUAAACUUUGGAACUUUAUGAACUUUUCCUCACACUA
Pyrus x bretschneideri (Chinese white pear) is the source of this 2747-nucleotide messenger RNA. Its product is annotated as protein kinase STUNTED. Lineage: Eukaryota; Viridiplantae; Streptophyta; Magnoliopsida; Rosales; Rosaceae. The transcript is spliced from 11 exons. Gene Ontology annotation, molecular function: ATP binding; protein kinase activity. The record is from RefSeq and is a predicted model, not a curated record. The coding region runs from base 16 to 2409 and encodes 797 amino acids. Gene Ontology annotation, biological process: protein phosphorylation.